Chaetomium fimeti is the source of this 2791-nucleotide messenger RNA. RefSeq lists its product as uncharacterized. The record is from RefSeq and is a predicted model, not a curated record. The transcript is spliced from 2 exons. Bases 115 to 2667 code for a protein of 850 amino acids. Lineage: Eukaryota; Fungi; Ascomycota; Sordariomycetes; Sordariales; Chaetomiaceae.
AUCACCAGGACGUCACCAGGAUAUCCCCUCGGUUUUCCCUAUCGCAACCAGCAGGCAUUGUCACACUCGCAACCCCCAGUCACCUUUUCGGGUCGGUGCGAUCCCGCCGCAGAGAUGGCCGACCCUGCCCGCUACCGAUACAUGGACCCCGCGACGAGGCGCUCGCCUCCUCUCUACAACCCCGCCCGCUCCUCGAUGCCCGUCACCGGCGGUGGCUAUGGCUCUCUCUACAGCGGAGACCUCCAUGCCAUGUCAGCAUCCCACCACGAGGGUUUAUCCCGCCCCGCCGACGAGUAUCGCACGAGCGCCGUCCCCGUUAGCGCCAACACAUACGCCGUGAGGAAGGAGCCGCUCUCGAGGAGCACCAGUGUCAACGACGGCACCCGAGUCCACCGCGUCGUCGACCAGAAUGUCAAACGGCCCAUCAUAGUUACUACGAAGCACCACUCGCCAGCCCCAAGAUCGGGAAGCCCACCCCGCGAUCCCUAUCGAUCGAGCGACGAGGGCCAGUACUACGCCCAGCCGGCUUCCUCCAUACCCCGGAGCCGAGCCGUCGGUUACGUUCCCUCGAGCGCCAGUAUCGACGACGACGAAUACCGGCGAUUAAAGGAAAGGACUCACCAGGAUAGGCUGGGAAACCGCGGCGCCGACCCGCAACAUCCUACACGUCCGGGGUCGCUCUACGCCGGACCUAACCAUCGCACCAACACUUACAACGAGUUUGACGACGAAGGAUACGAGUACACGAGGCCAAGCGACCUCGCGAGAUACGAUCUUGAUCACGACCAGCGCCAGAGGACCCGCCGCGAGAGCCUCGAUCGGUACUAUCGCCCGACCGUCAGCAUUAGCGCAGAUCUCGCCCGCCCCUUCGAUCAGACCGAGAGGCGAGUGCGAGGUCCACCGCCGGCAACUCGGGGUUUGGAGAAGAUAGGCUGGACCCAGCCAGCCGGUGGUAUUUAUAAUGGCGCCGGGUCGCAUAUGCCUCUUCCGCCGUCAGCAGGACCCCCCCCAAUUCCUGAAGUGCGGCGUCCGUUGAACCUACUCGAGAACUCGGGAAGCCCUAGGGAAGAACACCGCGGUGGUCCACGCCCGCUGUCGAUGAUCCAAGACGACCCUAACCGACUUGGUCACCCCGAUGAUUACUACUACGACGACCCCCGCGACCAGAAUUACUUCCAGGAUGACCGCGUCACCGCUCGUGGCUUUGGGAUUCUCGUCGAUCCGAACGACGUCGACGACCAUCGCCGGCCUCCCGAAAAGGCGUAUCCUGACGAACGCCGUGAGCGCCGAGAGCCUCACAAACGCUACGAGGCCCACGAGUCGAGGAGGCGGCCGGACGAUGACUUGGAAAUCAUCAAGCACGAGUACGACGACCGGGAUCAUAGGAGGCGCCGUGAGCACGACUACGUGGUUGACGAGGAAGGCGGGCGCGACAGGAAAGACCGAAGAUCAGACGACGACGAACCCGAGAGCAAGAGAGACAAGGUUCGCGACAAGGCCGCAGCUGGUCUUGGUCUUGCCGCCGCUACCGUCGGCCUCAAGUCUGCCAUGAAACGCAGGACCGACAAGGAUGAGGACCCAUCCCCGUCAAGGAGGCAUGCAGACGAGGACGUCGAUCGCAGGAGGCACGACGAGGCAGAUUCUCGAGGCCGACCAAGCCGAAACGAGGAUCUUCUUGGUGACGAGGAUUUCGAGAUCGUCGAGCACCCAAGGGACCGUGAGAAACCAAGGAACCUAGCAGUGCCCGAACCCGAGGCCCGGGAAUCCAAGAAGGAUGACGAUGCGGCAGCUCUGCCAUCUCGAGACCGCUCCUCAUCCGUAGACGAUCAAGGAAAGACAAGGCCUCGCCGCCGUCUAAGGGCCUCGUCGUUCAACCCCAAUGACACCGCCGCUCUCGCCGAGAUGAAGGCGCGGCUAGCUAAGCUCAACGACGCCAAGAAAGCCGACGAAAAGGAUGCGUCCCCAGCCAGGGACCCGUCUCCAGACCGUAAGCCGUCCCCGGUCGAGAAGCGCGAGGCCGACCCCGACGCCUCGGCCCCAGCGCCCAAGGAGGAUGGCGGCGACGCCACCCCUCCGUCGCGAGACGAAAGACAAGUCCGGUUGGUGCCGCCGCCCAAGGACGCCAUCCUAGACAAGAAGCCCAUCAAAGGCAUCCUCAAACAACCAAAGGUGCAGUUCCCCGAAGAACCGAACCCCGUCCGCGAGGGCGUCGCCCCCCACAAGGACGACAAGUCCAAGAACAACGUGCCGACCGGCGCGCGCUGGACAAAGAUCAGCCGCAAGAUGGUCAACCCGGAGGCGCUCAAGAUCGGCAAGGAGCGGUUCGAGGUCCGCGACGACUUUGUCAUCGUCCUGCGGGUCCUCAGCAAGGAGGAGAUCCAGGCUUACGCGGCAGCGACCGCCACCCUGAGAGAGCGCCGGAAGAAGGAGCUGGAGCGUGAAACGCGUGGCGAGGCCGAGUAUGACGAGGACCGUGACCGCGGGCGUGAGACCGAGGACGAGGAGAGGAAGAAGCGGCAUCGUCAGCACGAGCGGGAGAGGGAUGACGAGAGGCGUGGUGGGAAGGACAAGGAGAGGGAGAAGGAUACCAAGCACCGCCGUCAUCGCAUCGAAGGGGGUGACGAGGUCGAUGACGCGAGACGGCAUCAUAGGUCGCACCGGGAUUAAGGGUCUUCUCGAAAGGGUGGUUCCUUUUUGGCUGUGAAGAGCGGGGUACGAGCUAUGAUGUGAUGUGAUGAUGGGCUGCUGUUUGUUUAUAUUGGCUGGUAUUUGUUGGGCGUCGACGUCGAGC